AUGACUGGAGAGUUGGAUCCGGUGGGUCUGGUGGAUCUGGAGGCUCUGGUUGUUGCAACACCGAAGAAGUCACCAUCAACGAUUGAACGGAAGAGAAGUUCUCAUCGGCAGAAUCACGCGACCCCACGAAGGAGAUUGGAUCACUUCGACGUGGCUCAGCCAUUACGAUGGAAAAAGAGAGACAAGACUACUAGCGGUGAUUUACCGGCGAGAUUUGGAAAAGUUCUUCGCGGAGGAAGAGGAUUCUUCGCGGAGUCUUUGGAUCCCGAGAUGAAUGAGCCGGCACGGUCAGAUGGAUUCGAAGAAGCACUAGUGCCGGAAUCCAUUUUGCUCACGAUGAAGUUUGCGGCAGCCACCUCGGUAAACGUGUAUGAGAGAGAAGCUUAG
Molecule: messenger RNA, 387 nt
Organism: Arabis nemorensis
Lineage: Eukaryota; Viridiplantae; Streptophyta; Magnoliopsida; Brassicales; Brassicaceae
Source: the annotation of a GenBank genome assembly